Molecule: messenger RNA, 4254 nt
Organism: Vitrella brassicaformis
Lineage: Eukaryota; Vitrellaceae
Source: the annotation of a GenBank genome assembly
AUGAGGCGCGAGCAAUCAAGUUUGGCGAGUGCGGAGAAUGGUGGUCCAGAUGAGGUGGGCAAGAAGGUGGGAGGUGAGCGGGGUUGCCUUGUGGAGAGGCGAGAGCAUCACGGGCCCUCAACACUGGCUGCAACACGGGAAGGUGAUUAUGGCAGGCAUGGCAUGGCAUGGGGGGAUGGCAUCAUCGUAUGUAUGCCUGUGUGUGUGUGCGCGUCUGUGUGUAUGUGUCUAUCAGGGGCUUUGUCAGCGUUGCGUUGCUUGCUUGGGCAGAUCGGCAUUGUGUCUGGCCACGUCCCUGUGGCCUCCACAGGUACAGGCAAGAUGAACAAAGACACACACCACGGCAGCAGAUUGAGAGCAUCAUGUGCACUGCGCCUGCCUGGCUGUCUGUCUGCCUUUGCAGAUUGGCGCAUCCUGUAUGACGUCAACCACGACGCUUUCUGGGCUCGUCUUGUCGCCAACGGAUACGAGAACAUCUAUGGGUGGGAGAGGCGAAUAUACACAUGCACACACACACACAGAGGGGCGCUGCACUCACAUGACAUGAUGCGUGUCAUGUGUGUGUGCAUUUGCCCAUCCAUUCAUCAGUCCGUAUGUGACGUUGGAUGACGCCCGCAAGCGUCACGACCUGGAAGCAGUCCGGUCAUUCGGACCAAGGGUGAGCGGCACAGCACACAGCACACGUCACCCACUGACAUACCUACCCACCUACACAUCCACCUAUAUCUCCCUUCCUCCCUCCUUUGUUGCCUUGCUGCAGGACGCCGCCUCCAUGGCAUUCGACAGCAGUGCCCUCAUGGCCGCCAACAUGGACCCUUCCCUUAGAGACCUGUUGAUACAUCCCUCGCCCUCCACACACACCGGUGUGGAUGACGAGAAGACCAGGGCGGCAGCGGCAGACGGCACUGAGGACCCACAUGCACCACGACCAUCGGCAGCAGCCGGGCCGUCACCGUCCACACAAGGAUUCGCCCCCGAUGCGCCGCAGAGCCUUAGUGUGGGCGUCGGCACGUCAAGGUCUUCGGCAGAGCUGUGCGACUACGAUGCUAUCGUCAUUGGAGCCGGCACUGCUGGGCUGGUCGCCGCUAGGGAUUGCCUCUCACACAAGCUGACAGUGGGCGUCUUCGAGGCCCGUGACCAAGCCGGCGGCCGCAUCCGCUCACACACACUCGCCGGCACACCAACGCACUCACACCCAUCAUCGCAGGCCAGUGCAUCAUCCGCUGGCCAAGCAGCACCCACCAGUGCCGCUGGUGCUGGUGCUGGUGCAGGUGCAGCAGCAGCCAAGGAGGAUGGCGUGAUGGUAGAGUUGGGGGCCAACUACAUCCAUGGCUUGGGCGGUGUGGGGCCCGUCGAUAAGAACCCCUUGAUCGGUUUGGCGAGGGCUCAGGGGCAUGCCCUUGGUUGGGUGCCGGGACGGGAGGGCGUGAGCGAGCCGUGCGACAUCGCCGCCUUCAUGGAUGUGGGCAGCGGGACGCGUGUUGACCCCGUCAAGGUGGCCAAGUGUGACCUGGUCUUCAGGGCAGUCCUCCAAGAGAUCAAACGGAGAGGUGCGUGUGUGCCAACAUGACCAUGACCACGGAGGCAUAGCGGCACUCAUCAUCUUUAUGCCUGCCUGCCUGUACAUGUGUGUGUGUGAGUGUGUGUUCAGCUCGUCACGAGUUCAAUCCGUGUCAGAAGCAUCCCCUGUGGCAGCAGACGCCCCCCACCCUGAUGCACAGACAGUACGACCUCGCCAUCGGCAGCCAACACACCACCGGACGGGUGUGCGCACCCGAUGACCCACGCCACCACCGCCCCAACGAGCCAUCUGCCGUUGCCAUAUCCUCCACUGUUGCCAUCCGCGAGACCACCCGGCGUCACGAGAUCCAGUUGUGGAAGGACCAUCAGGGCGAGAUCAGCCGUCUUGUGGACACCAUCCUCCGCCCCCCCACAUCGAAAUGGCCUGAGGCACAGCUCCCCCUUUCGUCGCACGACGCCCUUCGGCGACGCCGCGCAAAGCACCGCAACCCGCACAGACCGUCGUACGCCGACAUCGCCCUUGCUACCACGAGACCAGGCAAGCUGAAGGAGCAGUUUGAGGCCCUGCUGGCCGCCACGGCUCCCCAUGACUCCCUCCACAUCCAGUGCGUGCACCUCUUCCGCAACAGCAUCGCCUGGUGCGUCGACGUGCCAGGCAAAGACAAGGCGUAUGUCCCCAUCAUGGUUCGCACACGCGAGAGCGCUCGGGCGGCACUCGAUCGGGCGCUGUUGAUCCGCGAGAGGCUGCGUCGGCAGGCCGGAUGGACACCCUCGCAGCACCAGCAGCCGGCCGAUGGAUGGACCGGCGAGGUCGAUCCCGCAGCCGUCCUGGAGGCGGCAGCAGCGCGGCCUGACGAGAGUGACGACGAGAAGAAGAACAACGAAGAGCGGCCCAAGAAGCGGCACAAGACGGCGCGCGGCGGGAUCAAGGGAGAGGGAGGCGGGAAGGACAGCCGUGGGCAAUCUGCAGAUGGCCCGCGUGUUGCCAAACGCAAGCCGCGACGCAAGAGCAAUUGGGGUGGGCCUCGCCCUGGUGCGGGCAAGUGGAUAAGGCGGCCGAGGACGCCAGAUGGAGACCCCCAAACCUCUGACGACGAUGAUGCGAACGAGUCGAUGAUUCUGGCUGAUCGAUCCGGCCUCUGGGGCGACACUCUGGUGCUGCGCAGGCGUCUGCUGCCCAAGCCUGCCAGGGGGUCGGGCCCCAGCGGACAACCGGCGAGCGGCAGUGACAGCGACAGCGAGGGGGCGGAAGGCAAUGCCGUGGUGGACCAACCGGAUGGUGACGAUGGUGAUGAUGGUGACAUGGAGGGUGAGUUCGGGUCGGAUGACGGCCUCUCGGGGGACGGCUGCCUGACGAGGGCAGUGGGCGUGCGGGGGAUCAAGGGGGCAGUGGCCGUGCGGGGGUGCCAGGUGGAGCUGCAGCGGCAGCGUGCGGCCGAUGGCGGCACCUCCCACAUCUCCCUGAACGUCCGCAAGUCAGCGGGGCGCAUGGUCAAAUCGAUAUCAUUUGACGUGCGGGUCACAUCUGGCGCUUCACAUGGGAAACUUCUCGCGUCCAUUCAAGUAGAGCGCCCGUGGAGGCGAGAGCACAUCCGUGCCGCCCUCCAGAAGGCCGUCGAAGCUAGGGACCAGGUACGUACCGUGCGCACGCACUGGGAACGACAUUUGAAGGGGAUGGGGUGAGUGAGAUGCAUGCUGCUGUCGUUUGUGUCUUAAUCUCUUUCUGUCAGCACUAUUGUGGCUCCGGCAACCAGCAGACGGCUGGGGGAGAUCAUGACGCUCAGGCAGAUGGCACUGCCAUGGACAUGGACCACAGUGGUGGUCUCCGACUCCGCAAUCGUCUGCUGUCCAAGCCCAGCACGGCCGCCCGCGUCAAUGGCGAACCCAAGUCGCCCUCCGCCAGACCCAGCAGGUCACCGUCAGCGAAUGGCAGCCGCAGCAAAUCGCCCCCUCUCCCGUCCUCUCCCGCCUUGCAGCAUCGCGAGCAGACAGAGGACGUCGACAUGGACUGCGAUGACAGCAACAAGGAUGAGCCUCCUGUCAACUCGACCCGCAUGGACAGGGGCGACCCAGACAGCGAGCCGCCGGAGCAGAACAGCGGCAGCAAGACACCCCGUGCCGAGGGCGCUGGUCGCACGCCACAGCCCCCCCCACCGCCAGCUUCUGCAGAGGAGAAGCCAGCAGCUGCGGGCAAGAAGCGGCGUCGUUCAUCCGAGGGGGACAAUGUCGAGUCACUCGCAAAGGAUGAGGACGAGAUGGACGACGGCGACAUCCAGGGCAGGGAGGAGGGGGAGGAGGGCAAUGGGGCUGACGGCACCAUGACACGCGAGGAGGCCAUCGCAUUUGCUCGUGCGGAGUUGGAUCGUCAUGGCAGGCCCAAGAAUCUGUGGCUGGAAGUGCCCAGCAGCAGGGAGGCAUUCAGGUUGACGGUCCACUUGGCCAGGGGCACCGAGCGGCUCAGCAAGACGCUGUCGGUCUCACCCCCGUGGACGGCGCAGUCGGUCCGCGAGUCUUUGCGUGAGGCCAUGGCCAACCGCGAGGCCAUGAUCGCCCGUCGGCAUGCCAUCGCCACACGGCAGGGGUCCCGCAGCCGGAGCCGCUCCAAGCGUCAAUCCCGCCGGCAGUUCCAUGACAACAGUAGCGACGACGGCAGCGGCGAAAUGAGUGAGGACAGCAGCAGCAGGAGCGGCAACCACCACAGCAGCCAGGUCCCCGAGGAGGGCCAUUCCAACA